AUGCCACCUCCACACCGUCGACCAGUCUCUCCUCUGGCCCUCGAAACAUGCGCACCGCUCGAUUCAGACCCCGAUGAUUACUGGCUUCCCGGCUCGGACGAUGAGCUUGAUAAGGGCGAACUCUCUGCGCAACGUCGGAGGAUCGAGAGGCUUGGAGAGGCGUAUCUCAAGGGUACACCUCUCUUCAUCCUUUCUGCCUCUCUCCGCGGCCCACUAGACAAAGGCUGGAUAAACCCAUGGAAAAAAGAUAGGAGAAGUGGCAACCAUCCGACGGAGCAACGGGUCAUCCCAGAAACGAAUUCACUCAAACGCAGACACCACCAGAGCCCGCCCGCCGUACCUCGCUCGAAAUCGUCAGCUACUCCGCGAGCUGCAUCUCACGCUGAUAGCCCGCGCAAAGAAGUCACCAGAGCCGAUACUAAGGACAGACCACUCCGUUCAGAGCGCCCCGCAGCUGGCUAUCAAUCUCCUCGAUUUACCCGGCCCAAACCUACAGACACGAGGUGGUUGAAAAAGGACAAGGUCUCCACGCGGUUUCAGAAUAUUGAACCGCCAACGUCUCCCACGACCAGUAUAUCUUCACGUCAUCAAAAAAGAGGCGCAAUAACCGAAUCUCAGUCAACUAGCAGACCAGUGACGGCCGGAUAUGUAUCGCCCAGGUCCUCGGAGCAUCAGGUGUCAAGCCCUAGACAUGAACCAGAGAGGCGCGCCGCACUUCCGGAUGGCCAUACACCUGGAUCGAAUUUGCGAAAAAGUAGCUCGCAAUCCGUAAACGGAGACGGAUCGAUUCAUGUGGUGUCGUCGUCGUCCCAGUUACCGAAAUUUGAGUAUCGGCUAAAGCAGCGCCACAAAUUGAAUGCAAACGCAGAAAGCCAACUUAGUCCUGAGCGGGCUGAGGAUAAACCCGGCGAGGCUGGGUCUAAGAACCUUCCGCAAAAACCCUCCUCAACGCGGAGUUCUGAUCCGGCGGAAUCUAUCAUUGCGCAGAAUACAGAAAACUCACUGACCUUGACAAGCGCUUCCAACAUUAUUGAGGAUCCUUCAACAACGAACGUGGACCACGCACAGCAGGCUAGUCAGACCAAGACUGGUGCAACGAGUGAGAACAACCUACCAUCAGCGCAGCCUCUACCUGGUAAUCCGCCGACCUACGAUAAUCUUACGUCUCUCUAUUCAAUCGCAAUAUCUAAAGCCACUUCGAACCGCACUGAGGAUCAUAACACCGAUCAACACUUCUCAACUCAAGCAGCUCUUAUGAUGGCACAGCGAUCUUUCCAGAAUGAUCUCCGAAGCCCGGAAGACAGUCCGAUGGCAUCGACAAGGAAACGAAGGGCAUCUCAGCCUUCGGAUUACCAGUCUCCAAACGCAAUUAACAUCACGCCUUUCCAUAAAGUGAAUGCUCCCGACCGGGAUAUCGUCGACCGAUCCGAUGCACUAGAGAGUGGAGGAGCACCGAUGAUAAGUACGCAAUACAUGAUUGAUGCUGCCACACCUUUUACGUUUAGCACAGAGAAGAAAGCAGGCUUUCGCACGCUAUCAUCUGGAAAGGAUAAAUCAAAGACCAAGAAGCGGAAGACCACUAGCUUCGCCUUGGAAUCACCAUCUGAGAUACCAUCGGACCAUUACACAUCCGACGAAGACGCUGAUAACGCCGUACGAGACCAUCCCACUGCAGCCCCCGAUUCGCCGUCUGGAUCGCAAAGGAGUGCAUUCCCAAUGACUUUGACCGGCACAACGCCACCAACGGCCCAAGAGGGCCAAGGCGCAGAGAGCUUCGAUUUAAGCCAGGCAAUUGCGGAGGCCGGCAGCUGGUUGCAGCAGAGCUUUGAAAUCAAUAAGGAUAUCACCCACUGCAGGACUGCGGUGCUUCCACAGCCCCAUUCUGCGGACCCAACGCAUUAA
Aspergillus mulundensis is the source of this 1902-nucleotide messenger RNA. RefSeq lists its product as uncharacterized. The coding region runs from base 1 to 1902 and encodes 633 amino acids. The transcript has a single exon. NCBI's taxonomy places the organism in Eukaryota, Fungi, Ascomycota, Eurotiomycetes, Eurotiales, Aspergillaceae. The record is from RefSeq and is a predicted model, not a curated record.